AUGCGCGUCCUGAACGUGGCCGAGAAGCCGUCCGUCGCCAAGGAGAUCGCGCACAUCUUGUCGUCGGGCCGGAGCACGCGGCGUCCCGGCUUUUCCCAGUACAAUGGCAUCUUUGAGUUUCCGUUUGAGCUCAACCAGCAGCGCGUCGAGAUGGUCUUCACGUCCGUGACCGGCCACCUCAUGCAGCUCGACUUCGCGCUGAGCCACCGCGGCUGGAAGACAUGCGACCCCGUUGACCUAUUUAGCGCGGCCGUCGAGAAGACCGUGCGCGAGGACUCGACGCAAAAGAAGAUCGAGCAGACGUUGAAGGCCGAGGCCGCACGCGCUCAGAUGCUCGUGCUCUGGCUGGAUUGCGAUCGCGAGGGCGAAAACAUUGCGUUCGAGGUCAAGGCCGUGUGCGAGAAGGCGAAUCGGCGGCUGCGCGUCAAGCGCGCGCGCUUCUCGGCGCUCAUCCCGCGCGACAUCCACGCCGCCGUGCAGAACCUCGUGCAACCGAACGAGAACUUGUCGCUUGCGUGCGACGCGCGGUCCGAGAUUGAUUUGCGGCUCGGCGCGGCCUUCACGCGCUUCCAGACGAUGCGCAUCCAAAAGAAAUUUCCCAACGUCCAAGCCAACUCGGAGAGCAAGGUCGUGAGCUUCGGCUCGUGCCAGUUCCCGACGCUCGGCUUCGUCGUCGACCGGCACUUGGCGAUCGAGGCGUUCGUCCGCGAGCUCUUCUACCACAUCCACGUGACGCAUGCGAUUCCUGACGUCGGCUCGAUCGUCUUUACGUGGGGCCGCGGCCGCGUGUACGACCACAUAGCAGCACUCGCACUCUACGAGAGCUGUGUCGAGGCGCAGAUCGCGACCAUCAAUUCGAUCAGCAAGAAGGAUACGUCCAAGCGCAAGCCGUUCCCGCUCACGACGGUCGAGUUCCAAAAGCGGGCGUCGCGCUGGCUGCGCAUCUCGUCCGAGCAAGCCAUGACAGCGGCCGAGGCCUUGUACAACCGCGGUCUCCUGAGCUACCCGCGCACCGAGACCGACAGCUUCAAAGAAGGCACCGACCUUCGCGCCCUUUUGGACUUGCAUGCGGGCCACGAGACGUGGGGCGGGUACGUGGCCGCGCUCCAGAACGGCAAGUUCGAAGCACCCCGUAGCGGCAAGCACGAUGACCAAGCGCACCCGCCGAUCCACCCGACCAAGUGCGUCCCGCUCUCGUCGCUCAACAAUGACGUCGAGCGCCGCGUGUAUGAGCUCGUCGUCCGGCACUUUCUCGCGUGCUGCUCCAUGGACGCGCGCGGCAGUCAAACCAACGUCACCAUGACGCUAGCAAGCGAGACGUUCACUGCGAGCGGACUCAUGAUCCUCGCGCGCAACUACCUCGACAUUUACGUGUACGAAAAGUGGGCCGCGACCGUGAUUCCAGUCUACGAGCGCGGCGACCGAUUUGUGCCCACAACGCUAUUGCUCAAGAGAGGCGAGACAGCACCGCCACCGCUCCUCACCGAGUCGGACCUCAUCGCCAAGAUGGACACGCAUGGCAUUGGGACGGAUGCAACGAUCGCCGAGCACAUCAACACGAUCCUCAAGCGUCAGUAUGCGAUCAAGGUCAACAACAACACGCAGUUCAAGCCCACAGAGCUCGGCCUCGCGCUCGUGCAGACCUACGACCGCAUGGGGUAUCAGCUCGCAAAGCCAGAUCUCCGCGCGGCAGUCGAGCGCGAUUGCAAUGCGAUUGCGCAGGGUCAAAAGUCCUGCGACCAAGUCGUCCGCUCGUGCAUGGACCAAAUGCGCACGAUCUACCAAAACGUCGUUGCGCGCUCCGGUGUCCUCGACGAGACGUUCCAAGGGUACUUUGGUGUGGCCAACCAGGACGCCGGUGCGGGCAACAGCCGCGUGGUUGACGGCGCGUUUAGCGCGUGCGGCAAGUGCCACCAGCCCAUGGAGCUCCGGAAGAAGCCCGAUGACGGUAGCCUCCUCGUCUGUCGGCGCUGCGACGACCAGUAUGCGCUCCCGAUGCUUGCCAACAUACAAAAGUCUACGACGCGCUGCCCGCUCUGCCAGUUUCAAGUGGUCGACAUCCAACGGAGCGCAGGCACCAACGUUUACAGUGUGUGCCCGCACUGCUUCAACCAUCCGCCCAACGCACGACUAAACGAGAUGCCGUGCUACAGCUGCACGGCCGACUGCGCGCUCGCCACCGGGACCCACGACUCGCCGGUGGUGCAGUGCUGCUUUCAAUGCGGCGGUCACCCCAUGAAGCUAAAAAAGACGAGAACCGGCAAGUACGUCGUCAGUUGCACCGACUACCAAAGCUGCAAAGAGUCGGUGUGGCUACCUUCGAGCAUCGCGUAUGCGUCCGUGACGUCGCACCCGUGCACGAACUGCUCUCGGCCGCAGCAAACGAUCCACCGCGUGACUUUGCGCUUCCUCACCAAUGCCUUGCCGCCCGACCUUCAAGUACGCAUUCUGGACAUGGGCAAUGAGCGCGAGACGUGUCUCUUUUGCGACGACGUCGUCCAAGAUCUUGCGCAAGGCCAGCUGCGGCUCAAGUCCAUGGCUGCCCCGGCGGCGCGUGCCAUGCCGGCACCCGAACUGCAGAGCUCGUACCAGCGCGUCGCUCGCGCCACAGCCCCGUCCAACGACUAUACCGACUCGCUCACAGGCAACAACCGCGCGAAAAAAGCCAAGACAAGUGCAUCAACGGCAUCCUCGCGGGCGAUGACAACCGUGAGUGCACCGCCUCGAGGGGCAUCGCCUCUCUGCCCCGGACACAGCGUCGAGUGUGCGCUUCGCCAAACCAAACGCGAAGGGCCCAACAAGGGCCGGUACUUCUUCACGUGCAGCUUUCCGCAAGGCGAGCAGUGCGACUUUUUCGAGUGGACCGAAGGCGCAGCUGUACCGCCAGCCAUUUACAAUGGUGGUCCGUCGGGCGACACGCCGCUGUGCAACCAUCAGCAGCCAAGCGUGAAGCGCGUCGUUGCCAAGGCCGGGCCAAACCAAGGCCGCGAGUUUUACACGUGCAGCUUUCCCCAAGCCGACAGUUGUGGGUUCUUUGAAUGGAAGGACGGCGAAAGCGGCGCGUCCAGUAAUGGUGGGGGUGGUGCAAGCUACAACCGCGCGGCGACAUCGCGCCCGUCUGGAGCCAGCAAUGCCUCGGGUCAUGUGUGUCUCUGCGGCGAGCCCGCAAUCGAGCUCACGGCCAAGUCGGCGGCCAACGCUGGCCGCAAGUUUUACAAGUGUGCCAAGCCCGACAAGAACGCGCAAUGCACCUUCUUCGAGUGGGCCGACUAG
Saprolegnia parasitica CBS 223.65 is the source of this 3273-nucleotide messenger RNA. RefSeq lists its product as hypothetical. The record is from RefSeq and is a predicted model, not a curated record. The transcript is spliced from 8 exons. Gene Ontology annotation, molecular function: DNA topoisomerase type I (single strand cut, ATP-independent) activity; zinc ion binding; DNA binding. The coding region runs from base 1 to 3273 and encodes 1090 amino acids. Lineage: Eukaryota; Oomycota; Saprolegniomycetes; Saprolegniales; Saprolegniaceae. Gene Ontology annotation, biological process: DNA topological change. Gene Ontology annotation, cellular component: nucleus.